AUGGGCGUCUUCUACCUCCGGCAGGACCGCCGACAUUUCUCCGUCAUCAUAAAGGACUUCCUGGCCGCCCGGUACGGCGGCGGCCCGCCGUUCGAGCUCCACAGCCGGGGUCCCCAUGGGUACGGGACGUGCACGUACUCCGCGUGCCAGAUGCGCAUGUGGUUCUACCGGAAGUUGGUCCUCUCGGACUCCCCGCGCCCCGGGACCUACGCCGCCAUGCUCAUCCUUGAACCCAAAAUCGGUGCCCCGGCCUUCGCCACGGCGGAGGACCCCGCGUGGCGGCUCGCGCGGUCUCCCGACGGCGUCGAGGACGCCAUAUUCCAGCCCGACGACGGCAAGUUCUGGUCCGUCUCCUACACCGGCGUGGUGGAGUCCUGGGAGCGCGACGCCGAUACCGGCAUGUACCAGAGCACGCCCGUCGCGCCGAUGCUGGCACUGCCUGCCAUUAACCCGUGCCCGCGCAAGUACCUCGUGGCGGCGCCGGGCGGGCGGCUGAUGGUGGUGCUCAAGUACUCCGAGGUGAACGAGGGACGGUACAGCCAGGACAGGCCGUGUCGGUGCUCCUUCAAGGUACACGUCCUCGGCGACGGCGGGCUGUGGGAGGAGACGACGGACAUUGGCGAGGCCGCGCUGUUCGUCGGGGUGUCCACGAGUGGCCGCCCGGAGAUCAUGGCCAACUGCGUCUACUACGCUGACGACGACCUCGGGAAGGCGACCGUGUACAAGCGUUCGCGGGGCGUCGGGGUGUACAACCUGAAUCACGGAGCCAUGACGUGCCUCGAGCUAGGGCCGCACGACGGCAGCAGCUCCUGGCCACCGCCAGCAUGGAUGACGCCCUCCAUCCCAUGA
Messenger RNA from Brachypodium distachyon (stiff brome), 849 nucleotides. Its product is annotated as F-box protein At2g17036. NCBI's taxonomy places the organism in Eukaryota, Viridiplantae, Streptophyta, Magnoliopsida, Poales, Poaceae. The coding region runs from base 1 to 849 and encodes 282 amino acids. The transcript has a single exon. The record is from RefSeq and is a predicted model, not a curated record.